Cuculus canorus (common cuckoo) is the source of this 1122-nucleotide messenger RNA. RefSeq names its product receptor for activated C kinase 1 (gene RACK1). Lineage: Eukaryota; Metazoa; Chordata; Aves; Cuculiformes; Cuculidae. The coding region runs from base 106 to 1059 and encodes 317 amino acids. The record is from RefSeq and is a predicted model, not a curated record. Gene Ontology annotation, cellular component: cytosol; nucleus. Gene Ontology annotation, biological process: positive regulation of protein phosphorylation; rescue of stalled cytosolic ribosome. The transcript is spliced from 8 exons. Gene Ontology annotation, molecular function: ribosome binding; protein kinase C binding; translation regulator activity.
CUCGGUCUCUUUCUCUCUCCGCGCUGGCGGCAGCAGUGGCGGCCGAAAGGGCCUGGGCCGUGGCUUCCUUUUAAUCCGCCGCCAUCCUCCCUUCUCGCCGCCACCAUGACGGAGCAGAUGACCCUGCGGGGCACCCUGAAGGGCCACAAUGGCUGGGUGACCCAGAUCGCCACCACCCCGCAAUUCCCGGACAUGAUUCUCUCGGCCUCCCGCGACAAAACCAUCAUCAUGUGGAAGCUGACCCGUGACGAGACCAACUAUGGGAUCCCGCAGCGAGCUUUGCGCGGGCACUCGCACUUUGUCAGCGACGUUGUCAUCUCCUCCGAUGGGCAGUUCGCGCUCUCGGGAUCCUGGGAUGGCACCCUGCGCCUCUGGGAUCUCACCACAGGCACCACCACCCGUCGCUUUGUCGGCCACACCAAGGAUGUCCUGAGCGUUGCCUUCUCCUCUGACAACCGCCAGAUCGUUUCUGGCUCUAGGGACAAAACCAUCAAGCUCUGGAAUACUUUGGGAGUCUGCAAGUACACGGUGCAGGAUGAGAGUCACUCGGAGUGGGUGUCGUGCGUCCGCUUCUCUCCGAACAGCAGCAAUCCCAUCAUCGUUUCCUGCGGUUGGGAUAAGCUGGUGAAGGUCUGGAAUUUGGCGAACUGCAAGCUGAAGACGAACCACAUCGGACACACGGGCUACCUGAACACUGUGACCGUCUCUCCCGAUGGCUCUCUCUGUGCCUCUGGUGGGAAGGACGGACAGGCGAUGCUGUGGGACCUGAACGAGGGAAAGCAUCUCUACACGCUGGACGGCGGUGAUGUCAUCAAUGCCCUCUGCUUCAGCCCCAACCGCUACUGGCUCUGUGCCGCCACCGGGCCCAGCAUCAAGAUUUGGGAUCUGGAAGGGAAGAUCAUCGUGGAUGAGCUGAAGCAGGAGGUGAUCAGCACCAGCAGCAAAGCGGAGCCGCCCCAGUGCACAUCCCUGGCCUGGUCUGCCGAUGGGCAGACGCUGUUCGCCGGCUACACGGAUAACCUCGUCCGGGUCUGGCAGGUCACCAUCGGCACCAGAUGAGGUCACGGGAACGGGAAACCGUAGAUUUUGUGUACAAAACUCAAUAAAAGCGCGCUCUGCCCA